UUGGAAGCCUUAACUCUCAUUUCCUGUGAUUGAUCACGAGGUGCUGACGUCACCCUCACGUGAACGCGCGGGGGAAUCCCUGGUCGGUCGAUACUCAGCCCCCUGUGAGCUGGUGUGAGGGCGAGUCCAGACACGGGCAUUGCUGAGCUUCGACGUGCAGGGCGCGGGACACUCAGGUGGGAGGGCAGCGUAACUCACCUGUCUCACAGCUUUAAGAGGCGGAACCGGAAGUCCUCCAAGACAGAAGCAGUCUGCGGACUGAGACGUCCAGAUUAUCCAGCUCCGCCAGGAAGUGCGUCGGUGUGUGUUUCGAUUCUUCAGCUCCAGCCAGCCACCAUGUUCGGACACCGGCCACAGACCGAGGAAUGAGGCCGACACCAUGCUGCUGAUCCUGCUCUGCCUCCACGCCUUCUCCCGGGUCGCGUCUCAGGCGCCGCCGCCGCCGCCACAGGACGUCCAGGUGGAGAAGGGUCAGCUGACUUGGACUCCAGGGGAGCCGGACGUCACCUACACGGUGAAUUACCGCAGAUUUAACUCUGAUAAAUGGGAAGCUCUUCCAGCCUGCAUCCAGACGCCGUUACAUUCCUGCAACAUAUCAGCGAUUGGGCCGAGCGACACUAACGACUCGCCUGAGAACAGCUGCGUGACGCUGCGUGUGCAGGCCGAGAGACGGGGGCUGAGAUCUGAGGGUGUUAACGCCUGCAGCAGAUACGGUGACGUCUGCACGCCUCCGUUCAGCAUUUUGCCUCAGCCUGGAUCACUCACUGUACACCUGAGUGAGAACCAUGAGCUGGCGACGGAACACGCCGAGAAUGCCAAGCACCGGAUUUACUUUGGCAGAGAGGGAGAGAGUCCUCUGCAGGCGUAUAAAGACACUGUAGCCUCCACGACCAUUAAAGAGCUGGAGGAGGGGCAGCGGUACUGUGUUCAGGUGGCCUAUACGGUCUACAGUAAUUCCGUGGAACCACGCAGCUGCAUCCAGUGUGAGGUCAUCCCUGCAUCAGAACACGUGAACAGGACGCCGAUGAUCGUGGGGCUGCUCGUCGGCAUCGUGGUCCUCGCCAUCAUCAUUCUUGCAUUGGGAUACCUCGGGUUUUUCCAAACUGAGAAAAUCAAACGCUGCCUGGAGCCAUAUAAAUAUGAAAUCCCACCGAAUCAGUUUCCUGGGGAAUUUGAAGUCCGAACAUUUAAUCCCACUGAAGAGCACUGUGACGACCUCCAGAUCUCUGACGGUAACUACGAGCCCAGAUCAGCACUCUGCCCUCCCGCCGCUGCUUCCUGAACUCUUGGAGAGGCUCCGCCCACUCACAGAGACUCCAUUCAGAGUUUACCAGCAGAGGUGACUGAGUCGCUCACCUGCUCCAGGUGAUGUAACCAUGUACCAUCUGGAAUAUUUACCUGUGAACACCUGGAUGCACCUGAUCUCAGAACAUUUGUGAACUACUCCCAUGAGGACAGCUGGUGGAGUAAAACCAGGAUGGAGCGCAGCGAGCAGCUUCCUGACACUAAUUUUAAUCACUGCGCUCUAACGACCAUCGCAGCAGAGGAGCGGGUCACUCUAGCAUUAACCAAGCCUUGUUUCUGAAUGACCACGCCUCCCUGAAUGUUCUCCACGCUGCUGCUGCUUCGAACCUCUGACAGGAAAUAGUAGAAAACAGGAACUGCGUACACGUCUGCGUGCUCUUUCUCAAACUUCCUACAGUCCUGUUUAACUCUGAGUUAGUUUCUUUAUUAAUAACUGUCGGUGAGAGCGUUCCCAGGCAGGUGGGAGUCACACGCUCACUGCUGGAUCUGACUGGCUGCGGUAAGAGGACAGUCAUGGCCAACACUUCCUGUUUCAGUGAAAUAGGAAGUGUUUGUUGGGUAAAUGUUUGUUUACGGGAAAUUUCAUGUAACUUUUUUUUUCCCGGGGGGGGGAUCACAGGAAGCCCCGCCUCCCUGCAGAGGUCAACUCCCUGUCCUUCUGAAUAAGCGGAGUUCACCUUAAUAAAAUGUCUGAAUCACUGGUGAGGCUGAGUCAUUGCUUCCAGUAAACAGCAGGUCAAAGGUUACAAUAACAAACAAAGCAGCAGCUCACAGCCACACCCACAAAACUUUUUAUUGUUUCAGAAAAAUGACAGUUUGAUUUCUGCUCAGAGCUUCAGGAACGACUGAAGCAGUCGAGAUUUUAAACUUUAAUACUGAAAACUCAACACACAUCGUAGUCAUUCAGGAAGACAACCGUCCUUUUAUAAUCCAGUGUCAGACUGAGACGAGACAGUAAAUGUUCUUCCAGCUAUAAAUUAGCCCCGCCCCCUUGAAGUGGAAGAUUUUCAUUAAAAAUACGUGUAACAAUCAGACUUUUAAUUUGAAGGAGUCACAGGAAGUGCAAUCUGGAAACCAAUCAGGUACAGUUUGACGUAAAAAAAAAAAAAAAAAAAACUAAAACAGUCCAGACUGAGCGUGUGUGAGAGAGACACCUGGGCCGGCUACACAUCGCUCCGCUCGACUGGCGGACGGGGCCGGUUUGUUCAGGUUUUUGUUUACGUCUUCUUGUCAGCACGAGAGGUGCGUCUCACAUCCAGCUGUUUACGGAUAACAUGUGACCUUUAGCAUUUAACCAACAGAAGUGAAGCUGAAAUCUCCCAGAGUGACACUUUAACAGUAAGAGCGGCGGUCCUGCCCGCCAGCAGGAAUUCCCUCAUUUUACAAAACACAGUGAGACUGACACAGAGAGAGAAGUGAAACAUAACAGAACUAUAUUUACAUGUGUGUGCGUGCGCAGCAGCACUGAUUGGUCUCCAUUUAAAAAGCAACAUUAAUACUAAAAGUGUUUUUACAGCUUCGACUAAAACAGCAGAAUACAAAACAUCUGGGCUGUGUGUGUGUGUGUGUGUGUGUGUGUGUGUGUGUGUGUGUGUACACGUCUUAACCCCAUAAAUCUUCAGUGCGGCCGAACUUGUAGAUCAGAGUGCU
Molecule: messenger RNA, 2955 nt
Organism: Oreochromis aureus
Lineage: Eukaryota; Metazoa; Chordata; Actinopteri; Cichliformes; Cichlidae
Exons: 8
Coding region: 380-1282 (300 amino acids)
Molecular function (GO): protein binding
Source: RefSeq, a predicted model, not a curated record